GAUUGUCCAUAUAUGGUCUUUCAAUGUCGCGCAAGCGCAGUAGAAGUUUACUUCCGUGUUUAUAGACCGGCGGAACUCUUUUGGGUUUUAAUAGUUAAUUUGCAGCAAGAAACAUGCCUGGUCCGAUAGAUUUAAAGUGCACAUUUGCUUCUUUGCCUAGGACAACAAGAGGGAAGGCCAUAGUUCUUGGUGGGGAUCCAAAGGGAGAAAAUUUUCUGUAUUGCAAUACAAACAAUGUCUACAUCAAAGAUAUUAAUGACCCUUCGAAGUGCGAUGUGUAUGCAGAUCAUGCAGCAGCGCCGAAUGUGGCCAAGUAUGCACCUUCUAGAUUCUACAUUGCCUCUGGAGAUUCAUCAGGGAAAGUACUUAUCUGGGAUACUACUCAAGCUGAACAUCUUGUAAAGUACGAGUACCCUGUCCUUGGUGGAACUAUAAAGGAUAUUGCAUGGGACUCUGAAAGUAAAAGAUUAGCAAUUGUAGGGGAAGGAAGAGAAUUUUAUGCCAAAUGUAUCUCAUGGGACAUGGGGACUACGUUAGGAGAAAUAAGUGGUCAAGAAAAGGUUGUUAACUCAGUGGACUACAGACCUGUAAGACCUUUCCGUAUAGUGACUGGUAGUGAUGACCAAAAGUCUAUGGUCUUUGAAGGACCAAAAUUCAAGUAUAUGAAGACAAAUGGGGAGAGCACAAACUUCGUGAAUUGUGUACGUUAUCAUCCUAAAGGUGAAGUGUUCAUUACUGGUGGUUCUGAUGGCAAGGCUUUGAUAUAUGAAGGUAAAACCAGUGAAUAUAUUGGUGCCCUUGGUGGAGACAAAGCUCACAAAGGAGGAAUCUAUGCUCUUGAUUUUAGCCCCGAUGGCUCGGAGGUGCUGACAGUGUCCGGUGAUAAAACUGCCAAGAUUUGGAACCUGGCCUCCAAGGAACUUGUGGUUGAGUUUGUGAUGGGCAAAGAAAUUGAUGACAUGCAGGUGGGAUGUUUGUGGCAGGGGGACAAUAUUAUCACUGUCUCACUGAGUGGUUAUAUUAAUUAUUUAGACAAGAGUAAUCCAUCUUCACCAAGAAGAAUACAGAAGGGUCAUAACAAAGCCAUUAUGUCCAUGGCAGUGACUCCAGACAAAUCCAGAGUUUAUACAGGAGGCAGUGAUGGAAAGAUCUUUUAUUGGGAUUUGAACACGGGAAUAUGUGAAAUCAUCUCGGGGAAAGGUCAUUCUAACCAGGUCACGGACAUGGCUGUUGCAGGAGACUGGCUGAUCAGUAUAGGUCUGGAUGAUGUGGUUAGAUAUACAAGCAUAUCAAGUAACGAAUAUGAUUCCAAUGCCAGUAAAUUACCAUCUCAGCCAAAGACAUUGGCAGCCUUACCUAAUGGAAUUGCUGUGAUAACCUGUAUAGAACAUAUUGUUGUAGUUGACAAAGGUGAUAUUAUGUUCGAACAAGCUGUUAAAUUUGGACCUAUCAGUGUAGAUAUCCAUCCAGGACAGACUAGAGUUGCAUUUGGUGGAAGUAAGGAAAUCCAUAUUUUUGAGUUGGAUGGUACAUCAUUGAAGGGAAUGAAGAGGAUAGAAUGUGAUAUAAAUGAUGACUGGACGUGUGUCCGCUUCUCCCCUGAUGGAGCAUAUCUUGCAGCAGCUGGUGGAACUAAAAGAUACACUGCUUUGUAUAAAUUGGAAGGUGAUGAUUUUAAGGAGGUAUAUAAAACCACAAAACAAACUGGCAGAAUAUAUUGUUUAGCUUGGAGUCCAGAGUCACGACAAUUUGCUACCGGCAGUCUUGAUGGAAGUCUAGCAGUCUGGUGUCUUGAGCCCAAAUAUGAUAAAAGUCUAUCUCAUUAUGAAAAAUUUGCACACAAGAAAGCAUAUGUACAGAAUGUGGCUUGGCUUUCAGAAAACGAAUUAAUCACUUCUAGUAAUGAUUGCUGCAUCAGACAGUGGACAGUUAAUGCGAGCAAGGGCAAAUAAUUGACUUUUAGAAGAUUUCUGUUUGUAGAUACACAAGUUGAUAUGGAUUGGAAGUGUUGAUUGGUGUGUUUAUAAUGUAGCUUGUGUAUCAAGUAUAGGUACUAGCUCAGGAUUAGAGUCACAUUUUUUUUAAAUAUCUUCGUUUGCACCUAUAUUAAUAUCAAAUGUGUAUGGGACAUUGAAAACUAACAAAAGAAAAGAAUCGAAAAUUAGUUACUAGAUAUUGAUUUUGUUUGGCACUUCAGAUAUGUCUCAAUGAACUCUUUUAUCCCGCUUAUACAUUAAUUUUUUAUUUCAAGGGGUCGAACUGUAAAAUUUAUGUAAAACGCCAUUUUUUGUAAAUUUUUGGAUUACUUCAGUUCUUGCUCUAAAAGGAGGAGUGCUUUGCUUUAACAUUUCUUUUAAUGUAUCAAAGUACUGUUAGCUACUGGAUUAUAUGGAUGUUGGAUAUUAUACUGCAUGUUUUUUUGUAACAUUUUUGAUGUAAGAAAGUUUAAAAUUUAACAUUUACCGAUAUUAUCAAGCAUAAACUUUGAAAUUGUUACCAUCUGCAGGCAGGAACAAGUGAAUCUUUCUCUACAUAAAGCUUUAAAGUUACAUUAUGACAAAAAUUGUUUUGAUUCGGCUUAAAAAUGUAUCAAGGAAACAAAACAAAAAAAUGUUAUUAUUGUACUUUCUAGAAUGGAGGUAUUAUGAAUACAUGUCCUUCAAGAGAAAUAUGUUUAAUUUACAAAAAGUGCUAAUUACUAUUUUACACUGUCUUUAUGUUAUAACAUGUCUUUCUUCAGGUCCAAAAGAUUUAUUCUUGGAGAUAUUGGAAAGGAGUGAUGUGUUUCAUAAUGAGACAUUAAAUGCAAGCUGGAAUUAUUAAAUGUAGUCCACUCCUUAGCGGAAAAUACAUACAGUUUUAAAUGCUUCAGCUUGACUUUUUACCUUAUCAAGAAGUGAAAAUGUUACAUAGACAGAAUUCUCAUUUGUAAUAUUCAGUAUAUACUGCAUUAAAAGUGCUAAAUCAUGGGCUGAUAGCGAAACUAUCUUAUUAUUAAUGAACAACAUACAAUAGUUUCGCGCUCAGCCUUCGAAAUAAUAUAUAUUUAAACCUGUCAUAAGCAGCCUAUCAAGGGAAGGAGCGAAAGCAGCUCUUUUAAGACUGGUUUGAAUGUAUAGAAAAUGGAAAAAAGGCCGUAUAAGAUAAGUGGCUGCUUAACUGAGGUGACUGCUUACACAGGUUGAACUGUAUGUGUUAUAGAUAUCUCUAUGCAAAUUGUGCAAUUUUUCCUUUAAUAUGACACUACUGUUUGAGUAAAUGUAUAGAUACCUGACUUCAUUGUUGCAUUGUACACCUGAACAUAAGACAAACAUUUAAAUCUUGUUUGCAAAAUUGUAAGUUUUGGUACAUCACUUAGCGAUAUUUUUGUUGCCCUCUUCCCAUUUGCGAUAUUUUUGUUGCCCUCUUCUCAUUAGCGAUAUUUUUGUUGCCCUCUUCCCAUUAGCGAUAUUUUUGUUGCCUCUUCCCAUUAUUUUUCUUUUUAUCAAACUUCUUUCCAUUUGAUGUCUAGAAUAGUUUAAUAAUAUACUAAAUUUAUCCAAGUUAAUACUUGGAACUAUGAUACAGAACAGACAGUAAGUUACAUGCUUGUUUAUCAGGGGUGGGGGGUGGGGGGAGGAGGGGAGUUAAUUUGUAAAUUUAAAAAAAAAAAAGAUUGUAAAAUUCAUCAACUUGGGUGGCUAUAUUGUAGAAAUUGCAGCUUUUGUCAUUGCGAAGAACAUGACAUUGUAGAAAAUGUUGUAAAUAGAAUAAAAGAGCUACAAAUUGAUUAAUGUUUGUUUGCCUACAUGGUAACUCAAUAGUUUUAGAAGCUGAUAAAUUACCACUGUCAUCCAAAUAAGAAAAAAUACAGCCAGUUUUCGUAAUUUCAUUUACUUCAGUAGGAUACAUUGAAUGAUGAAUUCACCAACCAAAGCAUAAUAUCUCCAUUUAUCACAAACUAUUUUUCAACUUGACACUGGAGCUUAAAAAUAGCCCAGUGAUGGAGUUUUAGGCGAGGCAACACAAAAGAUGAUUGAGGGGUUGAUUUUGUAUUUUAGUGUGAGGAAAAUAUAAUAAAUCAUUUUUGCAUUGUUUAGCAGUUAGUAAUUAUUCAGUGCUAACUUCAUAGUUAUUCACACUAGUUAUGUUUGCUUUUCACUAAUUAAUGCAAAAAAUUGAGAUCAGUUUUUAUGUUGGUCCUACCUAAAAUUGCAUUUAUCAAGGUUGUUUUGCACAAUAUUAUGAAGAUUUUAUUUGAAAUUCACAAAUUUUAUCAUCUGCUGGAUGUUUUGCAGGAUAGACUUGGAAAGAACAUAAUCAUAAUGAAAAAAAUUCAAUUUUGUUGUCAUCUUCUUGUUCAGUGUAUAUUUUAAUGAAACUUUUCGCAUUUGUAAAUUUACAUAUUUUAUAUCAUUUGGUGAAAUAAAAUGUAAAUUUUUUUAGACAUUAAGCCUUAUUGGAUAAAGUCUCAAAUUUAUGGCUAAUUUUAGAUCAUUAUUUGGAAUGAAGAUGUUAAGCCAUGACUUCCUGUGUAUACAGUAUGUAGAACUUGUAGUCUGCAUUUAGAUUUCCUGUAUAAAGCAGCCAGUCGAGGUAGUGACACAGUGUGACUGCUUGAGGCAGGUGGAAAUAAGAAUGAAAUGUCAGUUUGGGAAGUAAGCAGACUGAAGAAUUUAAGAUUGUUAGAAAUAAAUGGAAAGUAUUUGCGAUAAUCAUUCUGGUAUUCUUUUCAGAAUGUAACAAGACGAAUAGUUUCUCAUCACUUUUUGCGUAGCCUAAGAUCACCAUUUUAACUGUGACAUAAUAGAGCACUAAGGGUAUGCAAAUGUAUUUUAAUUAACAUAAUUAGCUACACCUGUAAAAUUACAGCUAAUUGUAUAGAGUUCAUCAUUUGAUGUAAUUAGUUGAUACUUAUCAGCGUGCUGCUACGUUUUUGUUACAGACCACCUGUUGUCAAUGCAUUACAAUUUAAUUGAUAAAUUGUUCCUUAACAAUAGGCAGUGUUACCAGUGCAUUAUGGGUUUGUGAUAAUGACACGAUAGAAACAAAAUUAAUCUAUCAUGUGCAAAAUUUUGUAGAAUACCACCAAACUAGAAACCUUGAAAAAUGGAAAACACUUUAAAAAAAUUAACAACUGAUUUUAAUAGUCUGAAAUAUUGAGUGCCUUCUACUGAAAACAACAUUGUGAAACAGAAAUCACAUAAUUUAAAUAAAAAAAUCUUAACAAGAUCUUUGCACCAAUGAAAUGGACAUUUCAGAUCCUUUUGAACCAUUGGGAACCUCUGUGGAUCUAGUAAGUUUUUACUACAGGAUUUAUUAAAGAAAAGAAAAUCCAUUUUUGCAUCAUCUCUACAUUUCUUGAGGUAUUGGUAAAGGUGUGUAUAUUUACUGAUAAAGAUGUUCAAGACCUGUAUUUGAAGUAUUCACACUAUAAACGUAUUUAUGCUAUUGUUGUGUUUAAGUUUGUAUGAACAUUAUUCACUAUGAAAGAGAUACUGCUGCUUAUAUUUUCCUGCAAUAUAUGGUACACUCCCUCCUCGCAAAAUGAUGCUUUUGAUAAUAUUUAUCUAUUUUUUCUUACACUAAUCUUGUUAUCAUGUCUAAUUUAAGGUAACUCUUAAUAAAAUCAGUGCAGGAGUCAAGAUUCUGAACAAAUUAUAUAUAAACAAUAAAUCAUUAAUAACUA
Mercenaria mercenaria is the source of this 5668-nucleotide messenger RNA. Its product is annotated as WD repeat-containing protein 1-like. The transcript has 16 exons. The coding region runs from base 114 to 1952 and encodes 612 amino acids. The record is from RefSeq and is a predicted model, not a curated record. Gene Ontology annotation, cellular component: cortical actin cytoskeleton. Gene Ontology annotation, molecular function: actin filament binding. Lineage: Eukaryota; Metazoa; Mollusca; Bivalvia; Venerida; Veneridae. Gene Ontology annotation, biological process: sarcomere organization; positive regulation of actin filament depolymerization; actin filament depolymerization.